Molecule: messenger RNA, 24136 nt
Organism: Coregonus sp. 'balchen'
Lineage: Eukaryota; Metazoa; Chordata; Actinopteri; Salmoniformes; Salmonidae
Source: the annotation of a GenBank genome assembly
AUGUUUAAUAACAACGAUGAGGAUCUUGUCGAAGAUGUGGCAAGUUUAAGGAAUCAAUUACGAUUGACUGAGAUUAGUUUGCAAAGUUUGGGAGAACAAUUAAGGUAAGCGACGCUAAUUUAGCUGCUAACUAUCACAAUAGACAUGGCUAACGUGAUUUCCCCACUUAGUCACAGGUAGGUGCCAGUCAUGGUGGCCAAAGCCAGGAAAAUGUAAUUUCCUCACGCACAUAGCCCAAUUGACAAACAGACUGUUAGGUCCUCUGAAAGUCCAACAGGUGUAGCACUUACUUUGACAUGUCUUUUCUCCAUCCUCCCAGUCACUCAGGACAUGAAAGUCACAGUGAGCGCUCUGAGAAGAGUUUAGUCGAUGGGUUGCCAGGUCUUCUGUCUCUAGAGGACCUGCAGCGGCCUGAUGUCCCUCAUCCUCCACCUGGCAACCCAAAUCUUGCGCGACCCCUCCACAGGAGUAGGACAGCUGAGAGACAGGCCUGUGAAAGCCUACCCAGUACUGACUCCAGGGUGAGAGAGAGAGAGACAUCCCCUUUAUUUAGAGGUGGACCAGUAUAUGUUACUGUAUGUCACUAUGUAUGUGUGUGGUCGUUUGUGCACUAACUCUGCUCUAGCUAUAAUGUCACAGACUUUGUCUGUUUGCGUAACAUUAUUGUGAGUUGAGUGUGUUUCUUGUCUGUGUGUGUGUGUGUGUUGGGUUUGUGGUUCAUGUCUUAACCUGUCUAUACCUCUGUAUCCAUCAGUGCUCCUCAUCCAGGGCAGUGAAGAUGGAGGUUGCCCCCCUCAGGAAGAAGCUAGGCUGCCUGCGUCAGGAGAAUGCCUCCCUGGCUGUGGAGAACAGACAGCUCAUCAGUGACUUGGAGGCGGCCCAGAUUGAACUGGCCAGCUCUAAAACCAAGGUACUAAGUGAGAACAACCAUGAAUGUAAAGAUCAUUGACAUUCGCUAGGAGAGAUGCUAAAUGGUCUGUGUAUCUGCUCUUCCUUCAGGUCCGUCUCCUGGGCUCCACAGUAGGGGCUAAGACCUCCAGUGUGACUGUCAUGAGGGAGCAGAUCCUGGGCUUGGAGGCCGAGGUGGAGGCCCAGGCCAAAGAACUCCGGUCAGUUGGCAUCUUUUUUAUUGCCGUGUCCUUAAAUGUAAGAUUGUAAUUAAGUUAAGUCUCACUGAAUUUGUAUUUUCCAAUAUCUUUUUCAGAAUGAAAAUAGAACUGAAUUGAAUGUUGUAGUUGUUGUUGACUUGUUGUUGAUUUAGGACUGCAGAGUUGAAGGCAGAGCAGAGCCAGCAGGCAGCAGCCCAGAGUGACAGACAGGUAGCCGAGCUCAGAGACAAACUGAGCAUGCUCAGAACAGAGCUUACCGACACAACCAGACAAGGAAAACGGUAACACUUGACACUUGUUUCCUCUUGCAUUACUUUGUUUUAGCUUUGUUUCUCCCCAUCUAAAAUAAUUUGCCCCCUAUUGUUUUCAAUGGAUUUUGGUGCUGGCAUCCUAGGAUGUUCCUUCAGGCCCUUUGUGCCUGGACAUAGGCAACAAUCUAGCUAAGGAAAACACUGACACUUGUUGCUCAUUCACGGUCAUAACCAUGUAUUUUAGUGUGAAAUAACGACAGUGCACUGAGCUGUCUCGUUUCUUACAGAGCGGAGCAACAAAGGAACCAAGCCCUUCGAAAUGCAGAGAAACUCACAGACGCUUUCAAAGACUACAAGACAAAUAUUUCCAUUAAGCUGAAAAAGGUAUCUCAUUGAAGCCUUACUUAGUUCAGCAGAGUAAAUAAUUAGUAGUGACCGACCCUUUGACAUUAUGGCUUGACUGUGUUUCCAAGGUCAUGGAGAGCGAGAGCAAACUGAAGGAGAGUCUGAUAGUGUGUGACCGAGAGAGAGAGGAGCUGGAGAGCAAGUGCACCGUUAUGGAGAGAGUGCGAGAGGAGCAGGGCCAAACCAUCAGGUGGGUGUGGGCAUUAUCAUCACCAGGGCCUAAAAGUACCACCUGCCAAAUGCGGGUAGAUUUUGGCAUUGGCGGGUAAUAUGUAUAUUUCACCAGCCACGUUGGUGGGUGGUCAGGGCUCCACAGUGCACACGUUUCACUCGCAUUUGUGAAUAAAAAUAGUUGCGUAUGAUCACAUUUAUAGCUAAAUACAUUCUGCAGUAGCUGUUUUCAAAGUAUUUCUGCCGUUUUGUUUCAAUAUACCACUACUUACUAGUUAUACAUUUGUUUUAGAAACAUUACAAAGCAUGCAUACUAGAGUUGGUCAGUAAUGAUGUAAAAGAGUUGAAGACGAGUCUUGAAAUGAGUGACGGAAAAGCUGCGAUAAUGGAGAAAGAUACAAAAAAACUAAAAGAAACGGUCACUAAGCUGCUAAUGAGAACCUUGACGACCUUGUACCUAGCCGGUGGGGUACCCCCACCCAGGUAGUGGCAGUGCUGGCAACACUGGCUGCAGUAACCCAUGGGGAGGGGGUCACACUCAGACAAUCAGAGAGGGGGCUUAUUAUUGUGGCCCAGGUGGCACAAAAUAAUCAAAGGUCUGACUGCACGGAGAUGCUUGGGGAAAAUGGUUACAACGGGGGACCAGAGUGUUUGUGUCUCAGGUGAAGAGGGUGGAUCUGAUCUCCAUCACCUAGGACUUGACAUAGAUUAAAUAGAUUAAUCAAAUCUCACAUUGUUGUCCAUUUUUGCUCAAUCUUGCAUGCUUUCUCAAACAGCUGUAACUGUAUAUGCAUUCGUAAAUCAGGUCCUUUCUUGAGUUGGGCUCUGGGAUGUAACAACCGUUGAGCAUCUGAUCUUAUUGUGGAGGAAAGGGGUUGAGUGUGUUAGAGUAUGUGCGUGUAUGUUUAUCCCACAUAUAUAUAUAUUGAGGUGAGAGCAUUGGAAAUGCUUUUGGUGGUUGACCUGCUUCUGUUUUGUGGAUGGCACUGUGUGCUGUUUUCGAUGGAUGGGUCCUGGCCUCUCGGGGGACGGGGGUGGUAUGCUGGUCACUGGGAUGAUGGCCCAACUUGGGAUGGGGAGGGGCUUUAGCGGGGGAAUUAGUGGAGAACAAUUGGAGGGUUACUUAGUAGCAAUGCAAUUAUCAUGGUACAGCUAUAUGGACAGUCAAUCGCUAUGGUAUUUUUUUAUUGGUAAAUUUACAAACAUAUAUAAUGAUAAAUAGAUUUGAAACUUGUAUCCCAUUAUGGUAUGUGGUGAAAUAAGUAUAGCCAGUUAUAAUUGUAAUGGCUUAGCAGAUAAUAACAAAAGAAGAACAAUAUUUACAUGUCUCCAAGAGAAGGAAUAUAAUAUCUAUUGUUUACAGGAAACUCAUUCAACAAUUCUAGAUGAAGUUGCGUGGAAAAAGGAAUGGGGGGGGGGGGAAUAUACUUCUCCCAUGGGCAAAGAAACUCAAAAGGGGUGAUGAUAUUAAUUAACAGUAAUUUCGAUCCGAAUGUGCAAAUUGUGCAAACAGAUACGCAAGGUAGAUGGAUUAUUUUAAAUAUGUUAUUGGACCAUAAACAGAUAUGGCUCAUUUAACCUUUACGGACCAAAUAAUGAUGAUCCACACUUCUUUGAUAAUAUAUAUAAUAAAUGAUCAACUCUGUAAGCAAUUCAAGACUCUAUUAUUAUGGUGGGAGAUUAUAAUACCGUUUUAAAUAGCUCAAUGGACCGUAAAGGAAAUCACACUACAAACAAUCACCCUCAUGCUCUUAAGGAAAUCGUGAAUGUCAUGUAUACAUUAGAACUAGUAGAUAUAUGGAGGCUUAAAUAUCCUGAUCUAGUGAGAUAUACAUGGCGGAGACUCAAUCAAGCUAGUCGUCUUGACUACUAUCAAAGCCUAUUGGAUGAUAACUUGUUUUUAACUAGGACAGAGGAAUUUAUAACUGAUUUUUAAAGCAAACUGGAUGGAAUAUGGGGGAAAAUGAACCAAAUUCUUUUUUAAUCUUCAACAUAGGAAUGCUACCAAAAAGAAUGUACUGAAACUGAUUACAAAUGAUGGAGUCACCCAUGAUUCACCAAAUUAUAUUUUGAAGGAGGAAACAAAGUACUUUAAGCAUAUGUUUUCGUUUCAGUCGCCUCCAUCUCCUCUAACUGAAGCUAAUUGUAGAGAUUUUUUUUCUAUUGAUAAUGUAAAAUUAACAGCCAUACAGAAAGACUCAUGUGAAGGUGAAAUUACAGAGGAGGAACUUCUGGAUGCAAUUAAAGACUUUAAGUCCGGGAAAACUCCAGGGUUGGAUGGCAUACCAGCCGAGGUAUACCAAACCUUUUUUGAUAUACUCAGAGAACCGUUAUUAGCAUGUUUUAACCACUCCUAUGUAAAUGGUAGAUUAUCAGACACUCAAGAAGAAGGUCUGAUUUCAUUAUUACUGAAACAGGAUACAAGUGGAAAAUAUAAAGAUCCAGUCCAUUAAAAAAAUUGGAGGCCCCUUACACUUCAGUGUUGUGAUGCAAAAAUUCUUGCAAAAUGUAUAGCGCAUAGAAUUAAAAAGGUAUUGUCGGACAUUAUUCAUUCUAAUCAGACAGGUUUUUUACAUGGACGAUACAUUGGAGAUAAUAUAAGGCAAGUACUGGAAACGAUAGAACACUAUGAAAAAUCUGGGAAACCAGGCCUACUAUUCAUAGCAGACUUUGAAAAGGCAUUUGAUAAAGUACGACUGAGGUUUAUAUAUAAAUGCCUGGAGCAUUUCAAUUUUGGAGAAUCUCUUAUAAAUUGGGUUAAAACCAUGUAUAGUAACCCUAGGUGUAAAAUAGUAAAUAAUGGCUAUUUCUCAGAAAGUUUUAAACUGUCAAGAGGAGUGAAACAAGGUUGUCCGCUAUCGGCAUAUCUAUUUAUUAUUGCCAUCGAGAUGUUAGCUAUUCAAAUCAGAUCCAACAAUAAUAUCAAGGGAUUAGAAAUCCAGUGCUUAGAAACAAAGGUGUCAUUGUACGCUGAUGAUUCAUGUUUUCUUUUAAAUCCACAACUUGAAUCCCUCCACAGCCUAAUAGAGGAUCUAGAUACAUUUUCUAACCUCUCUGGAUUACAACCAAAUUAUGAUAAAUGUACUAUAUUACGUAUUGGAUCACUAAAAAAUACAACUUUUACAUUACCAUGUAGUUUACCAAUAAAAUGGUCUGAUGGUGAUGUGGAUUAACUCAGAAUACAUAUCCCAAAUGAAAUAAAUGAUCACACUCCAAUAAAUUUUAAUAGAAAGUUAGCCAAAAUAGAUAAGAUCUUGCUACCAUGGAAAGGUAAAUACCUGUCUAUUUGUGGAAAAAUCACCCUGAUUAACUCUUUAGUAUUAUCCCAGUUGACCUAUUUGCUUAUGGUCUUGCCUAUGCCUAGCAAACAGUUUUAAAAAAAAUGUAUAUGAGAAAAAAAGAUUCCAUUUUAUUUGGAACGGCAAGCCAGACAAAAUUAAAUGGGCCUAUUUAUAUAAUGAAUAUGAAUUCGGAGGACAGAAAUUAUUAAAUAUUAAAGCAUUAGACCUAUCACUAAAAGCUUCAGUCAUACAAAAGUUAUACUUAAAUCCGAACUGGUUCUCUACCAAAUUAGUAAGAUUGUCUCACCCAAUGUUCAAGAAUGGCCUUUUUCCCUUUAUUCAGAUUACAACCUCUCACUUUCAGUUAUUUGAAAAGGAAAUCAUUUCCCAAAUAUCACUAUUUCUAAAACAAGCCAUAGAAAAUUGGUUGCAAUUUCAAUUUAAUCCUCCAGAAACGACAGAACAAAUAAUGCAACAAAUAUUGUGGUUAAACUCAAUUAUACUAAUUGAUAAAAAACUUUUUUUUUUUGUUGACAAAAUUUACAAAAAAAAUUAUAAUCUUCGUAAAUGAUAUAAUCGGUAGGACUGGUGGAGUUAUGUCACACAUGCAGCUAACAAUAACAUAUGGAAAUGUCUGCUCUACCCAAAAUUACAACCAAAUAAUUGCAGCAUUACCGCGAAAAUGGAAAAGGAAAGUGGAAGGGGGAAAAAGUAAGGAACUUGUCUGUCGGCCUUGCAUUAAAGAAUAUAAUUGGUUAAAGAAAAUUGUGAUAAAUAAAAAAAUAUACCAGUUUCAUUUAAGGACGUCCCAUAUAGAUUGCAAAAUAGUUGGGAAGAGAUUUUUGACGUACCGAUUCCAUGGCAUAGUGUUUAUGAAUUGAUACGCAAAAUGACGCCGGAUUCAAAACUUAGAAUUUUUCAAUUUAAAUUAUUAUAUAAAAUUCUUGCUACCAAUAUAAUGUUAUUUAUAUGGGGGAUACAAUCUUCCCAGCUCUACAGAUUUUGCUGCGAAAGACAGAAUCAUUAGAUCAUUUGUUUUGGUACUGUCCAUUUGUAGCUUGUUUUUGGACACAGGUCCAGGAAUGGCUAAAGGAUUGCAAUAUUUACUUGGAGCUAACCCUGCAGAUAACAUUACUGGGUGAUCUGAAAAGUCAUAGUCAAUCGAUCAAUAAAAUAAUAAUACUUUAAGCAAAACAUUUUAUUUUCAAUUUACGAUCUGUAGAAACAAUGAGAAUAGAAAGGUUCAGAACUUUUGUAAAACAUCACAUCACAGUACAGUUGAAAAAUAAAUGGCAAAUAGAAAUCCAAUAUGGAUGGUGUUAAGAGGUAGAUGGGAGGUGUUGAAUGGAGCUGAAAGAUGGGACUAAUAACAACAACUAAUAACAACAAGAUAACUAAUGUAAAGCAUACUGUGUCCAUAAUAAGUAUAUACGGUGGGGAGAUCAAGUAUUUGAUACACUGCCGAUUUUGCAGGUUGUCCUACUUACAAAGCAUGUAGAGGUCUGUAAUUUUUAUCAUAGGUACACUUCAACUGUGAGAGACGGAAUCUAAAACAAAAAUCCAGAAAAUCACAUUGUAUGAUUUUUAAGUAAUUAAUUAGCAUUUUAUUGCAUGACAUAAGUAUUUGAUCACCUACCAACCAGUAAGAAUUCCGGCUCUCACAGACCUGUUAGUUUUUCUUUAAGAAGCCCUCCUGUUCUCCACUCAUUACCUGUAUUAACUGCACCUGUUUGAACUCGUUACCUGUAUAAAAGACACCUGUCCACACACUCAAUCAAACAGACUCCAACCUCUCCACAAUGGCCAAGACCAGAGAGCUGUGUAAGGACAUCAGGGAUAAAAUUCUAAAACACAAGGCCAAAUCUUCGCUGGCGUUGCUUACCAAGAAGACAGUGAAUGUUUCUGAGUGGCCGAGUUACAAUUUUUACUUAAAUUUACUUGAAAAUCUAUGGCAAGACCUAAAAGGGUUGUCUAGCCAAACAACAACCAAUUUGACAGAGCUUGAAUAAUUAUUUCAAGAAUAAUGGCCAAAAUAUUUGGCAAAUAUUGCACAAUCCAGGUGUGGAAAACUCUUAGAGACUUACCCAGAAAGACUCACCGCUGUAAUCGCUGCCAAAGCUGAUUCUACAAAGUAUUGACUCAGGGUUAUGAAUACUUACACUACCGUUCAAAAGUUUGGGGUCACUUAGAAAUGUCCUUGUUUUCUAAAGAAAAUAACAUCUAACUGAUCAGAAAUACAGUGUAGACAUUGUUAAUGUUGUAAAUGGCUAUUGUAGCUGGAAACGGCUGAUUAAAAAAAUAUAUAUAUAUCUACAUAGGCGUACAGAGGCCCAUUAUCAGCAACCAUCAGUCCUGUGUUCCAAUGGCACGUUGUGUUUGCUAAUCCAAGUUGAUCAUUUUAAAAGGCUAAUUGAUAAUUAGAAAACCAUUUUGCAAUUAUGUUAGCACAGCUGAAAACUGUUGUGCUGAUUAAAGAAGCAAUAAAACUGGCCUUCUUGAGACUAGUUGAGUAUCUGGAGCAUCAGCAAUUGUGGGUUCGAUUACAGGCUCAAAAUGGCCAGAAACAAAUAACUUUCUUCUGAAACUCGUCAGUCUAUUCUUGUUCUGAGAAUUGAAGGCUAUUCCAUGCGAGAAAUUGCCAAGAAACUGAAGAUCUCGUACAACGCUGUGUACUACUGCCUUCACAGAACAGUGCAAACUGGCUCUAACCAGAAUAUAAAGAAGAGUGGGAGGCCCCGGUGCACAACUGAGCAAGAGGACAAAUGCAUUAGUGUCUAGUUUGAGAAACAGACGCCUCACAGGUCCUCAACUGGCAGCUUCAUUAAAUAGUACCCGCAUAACACCAGUCUCAACGUCAACAGUGAAGAGGCGACUCCGGGAUGCUGACCUUCUAGGCAGAGUAGCAAAGAAAAAGCCAUAUCUCAGACUGGCCAAUAAAAAAAAAAAGAUUAAGAUGAGCAAAAGAACACAGACACUGGACAGAGGAAGAUUGGGAAAAAGUGUUAUGGACAGACUAAUUGAAGUUUGAGAUGUUCGGAUCACAAAGAAGAACAGUUGUGUGAUGCAGACCAAAUGAAAAGCUGCUGGAGGAGUGCUUGAUGCCAUCUGUCAAGCAUGGUGGAGGCAAUGUGAUGGUCUGGGGGUGCUUUGGUGGUGGUAAAGUGGGAGAUUUGUACAGGGUAAAAGGGAUCUUGAAGAAGGAAGGCUAUCACUCCAUUUUGCAACGCCAUGCCAUACCCUGUGGACCACACUUGAUUGGAGCCAAUUUCCUCCUACAACAGGACAAUGACCCAAAGCACAGCUCCAAACUAUGCAAGAACUAUUUAGGAAAGAAGCAGUCAGCUGGUAUUCUGUCUAUAAUGGAGUGGCAGCACAGUCACCGGAUCUCAACCCUAUUGAGCUGUUGUGGGAGCAGCUUGACCGUGUGGUACGUAAGAAGUGCCCAUCAAGCCAAUCCAAUUUGUGGGAGGUGCUUCAGGAAGCAUGGGGUGAAAUCUCUUCGGAUUACCUCAACAAAUUGACAACUAGAAUGCCAAAGGUUUGCAAGGCUGUAAUUGCUGCUAAUUGAGGAUUCUUUGACGAAAGCAAAGUUUGAAGGACACAAUUAUUAUUUCAAUUAAAAAUAAUUAUUUCUAACCUUGUCAAUGACUACAUUUCCUAUUCAUUUUGCUAUAUUUCCUAUUCAAACAAAUUUGAUAUACGUUUUCAUGGAAAACAAGGACAUUUCUAUGUGACCCCAAACUUUUGAACGGUAGUGUAUGUAAAUGAGUUAUUUCUGUAUUUAAUUUUCAAUAUAUUAGAAAAUAUUUCUAACAAUAUAUGUAAUUAAAACCAUCUCUUUCUCCAGUGAGCUGAAGGAGGAGAUCACCCAGGCACGCACACUCAACACAAAAACCUCUGAGCUUCAGGGACGUCUGGAGGAGGCUACCCAGCGGGCCUCGCGGCUGGAGAUGGAGCUGGGGGAGCGGGCCUUGGCGGCCAGGGAGCUGACCUCUCUCCACAGGGAGACAGAGGACCUCCGGGCCCUCACCCAGUGCCAGGAACACAGGCUGGCCCAAUGCCAGAGAGAGGCCCAGCAGAGCCAGGCUGAAUUAGCUAGUCUGGAGAGCAUACUGGCUUUGCUGCAUCUCCGAGAGGUAUGGAGGAUUGGGGACGCGCGUACAUACACACGCACGUACAUAGACACACACACACACACACACACACACACACACUCCCAUUCAGACAUAUAUUUGCAUGCACAAACACAGACAAACAACUUGGGGGGCAUCUCAAAGCGAUGGGGAGAUCCUUCUUUAGACACUUGAUGGGGUUGUGUUGUAACAGGGCGAUGAGGGACCGCUCUGUGUGAAGCCCUGUAUGCUGCCCCCAGUGGAUUACAUAGGAACUACAGACCUACUCCGACCCAAGCCAGGUGUGUGUACAGUACAACCAAAUCACAGGCAGCUGGUGGCACAUUAAUUGGGGAGGACGGGUUCAUAGUAAUGACUAGAAUGGAAUGGUAUCACACACGUUUGAUACCGUUCCAUUCAUGCCAUUCUAGCCAUUAUUAUGAGCCGUCCUCCUGUGAACCAGAUGUAUAUCUUUGAACUAAGUUGAUGUAUUUAUUUGGUUGCCUGUGGUUGUUGGGCUGUGAGUGAUUUUUCUUUAUCUUGCUCUCUUCUACCUACCCCCUCUUCCAAUCCAUCCAUCUCCCCCUUUUCCCUCUACACCCCUCCAUCUCCCCCCUCUCCCCACUCCUCCAGGUGAGCACUACCAGCAGCUGCUCCCAGUGCUCCAGGCGGUGGAGGCAGAGCGGGGCAGACAAAGCUCCCUGGCCUCCAGGCUCCAGGAGAGGCUGUCUAAAGCCCAGGAGGAGGUCUCCUCCCUGCACAGCUCCAUGGCCCAGAGGGCCUCUCACUACCAGCAGGUCCACAGCGAGCUGCUAGAGAGGGCCAGCCAGGCUACCGAUGCCGAGAAGGAGGUGAGGAGAAUGAGUUGGGAAGGGGAGAGGUGUGCCGAGUCCAAAACCACCAGCCGCUGCCUCUUCCCUUAUCCCUUCUGGGUUUGCAGAUCUGUAGUGAAUGGAUAAGCGUAGUAGUGAUGGUUCAUCUGGCCUUCCAGUGGACGUAGAGGUUCUGUCAGAUCUGCCAACACAGAUGGACUAGAGCUUGGCUUUGUUUUACACAACAACAUGUAGUCUGAGUGUGUAGACCUGCAGUAGCGAAUGUUUAGCUUUGUCGGUGUUUGUUUGUUGUCGCGCUUGUACGCAUGAUAGGGUGCGUGUGUCUGAGGUGUGAGUCGUAUCUGUUGAAUUCUGACUGUCUCCCUAUGGUGGUCUUGCUGUCCUGCUACAGUUGAAGAAGAAGAGCGCUCGUGUGGCGGCUCUGGAGAAACAGCUGCAGGAGAAGAGCUCUGCCUACUCGCUGGCCGCCCUGAAGAACACUCAGCUGGAGCAGGAGCUGCUGGUACACACACACACACACACACACACACACACACGUCACACACACACACACGUCACAUUAAGUGACUCAUAAAGGAUGCUCAUUGUAAUGAGCUACUCUCUCAUUCUCUUUCUCUCACCCCAGGAGAAGACAAGUGGUAUCCAGCACUACCAGUCUGUGAUGACCAAGAAGCAGAGGGACUUCCAGCAGGCUCUGGACAAAAGUAAAAAGGACUGUGCUGACCAGUGCAAGGAGCUGCAGGACAGAGUGAAAGUGGUGAGUCUUGUGUUUGUGUGUGGAUUUAUUAAUUUCACUGUCUUUCUUCCUCAUUCUUAUAGACAGUUCCUGAUUUAUCAUCAACUUCCUGUGUCACUUUAUCUUUGUGACUUUUAUCAUCCUGUCAGUCUCACUCUCCCUUAUCUCAUUUCCUUUAUCGUUCUAGGAAAGAGAACAACAUAUGCACACCCAAUGUUUUUGGACAUGUGCUGGAGAUCAAAUAAUGGAAUCAAGCAAAAGUCAAAUGUAGUUGUGGACUCUCUCAGUAGUAGUGGCUUUCUCCCUUUUUAACUCUUUGCCUCUGUCCCUGUCUCUCGCUCUUGCUCCUUCCCUGUCUCUAGCUGCAGUUGUCUCUGGACCAGACCCGGGCCCAGCUCUCAGAGCUGGAGCAGGCUGUGUGUUGUGCCCAGAGGGAGAGACACGAGGCCCAGAGCACAGCCCACCUGCUGCAGGUCUCCCUGGACCAGCUCACGCAGGUCAGAGCCACCACAGCUAUACAGUUUCAGACUACACAUCCUCUCAUCCACCACUACUAUGUAACUGGGAUGCAUGGCCCGGCAGCCAUUUUGUGCCAGAACACUCAUUAAAUGACAUUUCAUGACCGUACAUGAAUCCAUAGCGUUAAUGUAAUGAGAUUGGCGACCUUGAAUGUCUUGCUUGUGUGCUCUGUACCUUUUCAUGAAACCUCAAUGUACCUAUCACCAGGAGAGAGAGACCACAGUGAGACACAGUGAGGAGGCUCUACAGAGUGUCAAAGAGCAGGCCACAAAGUCUUCCACCAAGGUUGGUGCACAAUACAUGGAAAAUACUGUACUGAAUGCUAUACCCAGGUUUUUCUAGCCCUCAGUUUAAAUGCAUAUCAACUGUAUGUACUGUAGUCUACAAACACGUGUGAUUGAACAAUUACUACAGUAACAGUCUUGUGCUUGGUGAUGACAUAUCAAAAUCAAAUCGAAUGUCUUACUGUUAUCUUACCGUAGAUCAUUGACAAGGAUGUAUGGCAAGGUGGCAAGGAAAAAUAACAUGGACAUCAAUACAGAACAUAUAACAUGACCGUUUGACAUGAGUAUGUUGUGUGUCUGUGUUUGAGGUGAGGCAGCUGGAGACAGCCCUGUCGUCCUGCAGAGAUGAGCUGAGCUCCUACCUACUGCAGAUGGAGGACGCUAAGGAGCGCUAUCAGAGACAGCUGGACGUCAAGGUCCAAGAGGUGUGUGUCUGUGUUACAUGUUGGUACCUACCUGUUGCUUAUACUCCAUUGUGACUGUCUGACAGUCUCUGCUACCAUGCUUGUGUGUGUGUGCGUGUGUAUGCGUGUGUGACAGUCCAUGUGUGUGUGUGUGUGUGUAACCCCCUGUCCCUCUAUACUCCACAGCUGUCGUCUCUGCGGGAGGAGUUGCGUGGCAGUACUCUGGUGUGUAGUCGCUCCAGUGAGCAGUGUGUCCAGCUCCAGUACUCCCUGCAGCGGCAACAGAGCAUGUUACAGGAGAGCAGCACCCGUGUGGCCGAACUGGAGGAAAGCCAGAGCCAGCUACAGGGACAGGUACGGAAGCCUGCUGGAGAGACUGAGAAAUACUCUACCUAGACGGCAGGUAGGAAUAUGUGUCUUGUAGACAGGGAGAACGCUGACAUUGCAGUGAUACCGAAGGUAAAACAUUUUUCAUGGAGCUAGCUACCGGGACAUGGACAUUUGAUGGAGAGACCCAGGUUGUAUGUCAAUGGUCAGUAGUCUUCAUGGGUCUUCAUGCAACUGAAUAAGCAGGACACAGCCUAUUCUAUUGACUUCAGUGUUAAAGUGCUUCCAAUAACACCCCCUGAAAAGCAAAUGCAUAUAGUCAAUGCAUUCACUUCAAUACAUUUGAGUAUUUAACUUAUCAGGGACCUUUAUGUGGUUAUAAUCAUGGGAGCUAAUCAUUUCACAUGUUCUUGCAACAUUGUUCGUGUGAGAGUGUUCCUUUUUCUUUCUCAAACUUCCCUCACAACAAGAACAUAGUACAAUGACUCCAUUUACCAAAGCCGAUAUAAAUCUAUGAACUUGCGGGCAGGACUUUUCUGUCUACAAAGUGUGGCUUGACAGGGGACAUGAGAGCUGAACUUCCCACAGGCAACAUGCUUUCUGUGUAAACCGUUUGUCAACUAGGUUAUCAUCAAGUCUUCCAUUGUUUUAAGGUGAAUCAUGUAAUUGGGUAUUUUACUGUAAGAAAAACACAUAGCAAAACAACAACAAAAAAUGUUUGUCUCCAUGACUACUAUACACAGGUAUAAAUGCAACUUACUGUAAAGUAAAACCAGUUUUAUUACGGUAUUUGUAGCCUAUGUUCAGGAUAGUGCUUAAACAUGAUAUUACUAAUUGAGUAUGGGAUAUUAAUAUAUAAUAUGAAUGAUAUUUGUUGCCAGGUGUCUGGGUUGGAGCAGGAGUUGGAGCGUGCGCGCUUGUCUCUGGAGGAGGAGCUGAGGAGGAGAGAGAAGGAGGUGCAGGAGGCUGACAAGGAGGUGCAAGAGAAGAGGAGACAGGCUGCACAGCUCUCUGGCUCUGUCACGUAAGACUAGACAGAAGAUUUUUAUUCAUUCAAAUUAAACAUAUUUGUCUAUACUUAGUUUGCGAUAGAACGCUUCAGUCACACAAUUCACUAAAUGUAAUUUAAUUCAGACAUUGCAUUAACGUCUGAUUCGUUAAUCAAGCCAUUCAAAUAUGCUUAUUUGUUUGUUUACCCUGAAAACAAACACAUGUUUUGAUAUCUGAUUCCAUGAAAAGUUUAGUUUAAAAUAACCCUCAAGCCAUUGUGCCACACUGAACCAUACCGUACUGUUGUUCAAUGGAAGUUGUUGGAGUUCAAUCCAGACAGAGCAGCUCCUGCCCUGUAACAGAAAGGGCGAGAAGGAGAGAAAUGUUCCCAUCGGCAUAGUGCUGACAGAAUAAGACAGUCCCAUGACUCUAGUGCCUCUACAACCAGAGGGUUUACUGUCCCCCACGCCACACUCUCCCUUGUCAUGGGUAUAUAUACAGCGCUCCACUCUCUGAAGCAUCCUCCUUAGAGAGAGGGCUUAGGGAGCUUCACUUAGGGUGGAGUUGAACACUUAUUAAAAGAGCGUAGCAAAGCAUAGAGGAGCACUUUGACUAGGAAAGCACAUUGCUUUGUCUAUUAAGUCGCUACUUAGGAAGGAUCGAUACUCAGAUCGUACUCAGUUCUAACUCUCGUUGCUCAGUUAGUACUCUACGUCAGGUUACUCCGUUAGUACUCUAGUUAUUGUUACUCAGUUAGUACUCUAGUUAUUGUUACUCAGUUAGUACUCUAGUUAUUGUUAGUCAGUUAGUACUCUAGUUAUUGUUACUCAGUUAGUACUCUAGUUAUUGUUAGUCAGUUAGUACUCUAGUUAUUGUUACUCAGUUAGUACUCUAGUUAUUGUUACUCAGUUAGUACUCUAGUUAUUGUUACUCAGUUAGUACUCUAGUUAUUAUUACUCAGUUAGUACUCUAGUUCGGUCCAAGUCAUAUAGAGCCUGAGUUGGCUCCAUGUUCUUGCGGGUCGUGCAGGGGUCUAUGUUGCGGAGAGGAUUCCUAAUGGGGGCACAUUUGUGCACAGUUCGGUAGGCGCCAGAUGGAGGGUGUCUAGGAUGUGUGUGAGUGCAGGGUGUGAAUCUCUGCAUGUCUGUACCUGUACAUGUAUUUUUAUCUGUGUGAGGAUACUUGUAUGCUAACUAACUGUGUGUGCAUGUGUAUUCCAGUCAGCUGUCGUCUGAGAUGAAUAAGUGUCGUGGGGAGCUGUCAUCCAUGGAGCAGGAGCUGCAAAGGCUGCGGCGGGACGCCAGCAUGAAGUCCUCCCAGCUCAGCUGCAUGGAGGAGACCCUGCAGCAGACCCAGGGCCUACUGGAGAAGAAGAAUGACGCGGGUAAGACAAACUGGGGGGAUUUAAUUUCUUUCUGUCUGUCUUUAUUUCUUCAAACCUUCAGUCAUUCAUUCAAUUUUAUUUAGAUGUUUCGUGAUUACUGUAUAUAUCCCCCACGGUCUGCGUUCCAUUGACCUCUUUAUCACAUCUAUAGUCAUUGUGGAAACCCUUUCUCCUCCUCCUCCCCCUCCUCCUCCUCCUCCCCCCCUCCAUUCAGUUGUGGACUUGGAGGAGAAGCUCCACCGCUGUGAGGAGGACAGGCGGAACUCUGUGCAGCGGGCGCAGACUCUGGAGGGACAGCUACAGGGGGUGCGCGGUGAGAUGCACGACACCCUAGAGAACCUACAGGAGCUGAGAGACCUGUUACAGCGCACGCAGCUCAGUGCAGACGAACGACAGACAUCACUGGAGAAACUGUCCGCCGAGCUCAGGUGAGCCUCUCUCUGCCAACCACCCGACAGACACACACCUUUGACCGGUGGUGUCCAUUUGUUGCUCUGCUGAACAAAACACAUCUCCGCUCAAAUCUUUAGGAAAUGCUUCCUAAACAAAAUAAACUCAGAACAUAAAUAAAAGUCCCCCACCCCAAGUACAUUUUUUAAUGGAAAAUGCAGAGUUAGUUUGAAGGUAAAGGUAUUCAUAGUUCAUUUUUGCAACCUAUUUCAUCCCACGUUUAAUUGAAGAAGCGCUGGCAGCACACCGGAAGUCACACGCGCCUUCAAUGGCCUGUGUAACCAUGGCAACCACUGACCGGUCGAGCGCUGGGGAUUUGUCUGAGACGUCGUUGACGGGCGAUUUGGGAAGACUGAAUCAGAAGUCAUAUGUUUGGGAUAUGUUUAGACAUUCUUGGGUCAGAUUUAAGAAGAAUUGAUUUUGGAUUACCUUGUUUUUCUUUAACUGUGACUUUUGAUUAUAUGAAAAGUAAAUAUAAUAUACUGUAUGUAAUAUGUAUCCUAUUUGUAAAGUAAAUAUUAUGUACUGUGCAUAUUUUAUUUGUUGAGAAUUAGUUGUAAUGUUGAAAGCAUAACUUUUCUUUGCACUAAAACCUGACUUGAGGAUAGGCUAUCCAUGUGUAGUUCGUCUCUGGCUGAGUUAGUCUCUGUCAUUCAUAAUAUGUAUCAUGCUAUAUUAUGUUGUUGAUAUAUGUCAUAAUAUAUUUUUAUAGUAUAUACAUUGUGUAUUGUUUUGAGGCUUUGUUGCAGUCAGUGAACAAACAGCAUUUGCUUUGGGUACACACACACACACACACACACAGACACACACACACAGAGACAGACACACGACCCACACUGAUACCAAGCACAACAGGAUUUUACAUCCAUUCCAAAUACAAUAUCAUCUGUCUGCUAUGGAUUCAAACCCUCCGUCUGAUACCAACCAGUUCAUAUCUGGUAAACGUCUUUGUCAAAAACACAGUUGUCCCCCACCCAGCAUGCCCCCAGCCAAUAUGACUUGACAAGUGGACAGUGUCACAAACUUUCUAACGGCACAUUCUAAUCAGGUGAAUGUAAUGGCUAGGUAUUAUUGUGAAGCUUUGACAGUUUUACAUGUCGAUUUAUCUCUCACUGUCAAUCUAACAUAAAACAAGUACAGUAACACCUGAUGAAGGUCUGUAAAUCCUAUUGAGCAGCUACAGUGCAGAACCCCACCAUCUCAACCACUGAUACAAUAUAAUUAAAGACAUGUAUGUAAAAGUAAAGGCCUAAAAAAGGCUGAGGGGAUCAGUUUGAGCAAGGCAAGGCACAGAAUCACUAGUCUUGGCCACAUAAUGAGUAGUUAUUUGGGAGGCAAGGGGAUUUGUAGAUCAGUGAUUUAGACUUCAAUGUAGUUGAUCUCAAACACUCACAAUAUCUCUGCAUUACAGUCUCAAGUAGUUUUCCUUUGAUUCCCCCCAGUGUGUGUGUGUGUGUGACUGAAACAAAAUGCCUGCUACACAGCUGGGAUCAGAUGUUGAGAUCUUCUGUGUGAAAUAGAACAUGCCCCUGGUGUACAGUGAUUUCACAGUCCAAAUAUGUAUGAACAUUUAGUGUGUGUAGGUUUCCCAGCUCCACGUAACAUGAUUGGUGUGUGUUUGUGUGUGUUUGAAGAUGUCCUAUCCCUGUGUAACGUGUGGCUUUGUGCUACAGGGAAAGCCAGAUGGAGUUGGAGGAGAGGAACCACGAGGUGUUGGACAUGGACACAGCAUUGAAGGAGAGACAGGGGGAGCUCCAACAGAGAGCACAGCUGGUAUGCACACACACACACUAAACCGAGGCAACAUUUGAUUGCAUGGCGUGCCACAUGAGGUUUAUUUAACUUGAAUGGAUGGAAUGCUAACAGAUUUAGAGCUCGUCUCCCUCCUCUUCCUCAGCUGGGCCAGUUGGAUGUGGCCAUCAGAGACCAUAAGCUGGAGAUGGACAAGAAGGUUCAGUCCCUACAGCAGGCUCUGGACCAGAGAGAGAGAGAGGUCAAAGACAGAGACAAACGGGUAAAAGGCCCCAUUACACACAGACUUCUAUUCUUCAUUUGGGAUCAUUGUUGCCCCUGGAAAGCAUAUUCCUGUUACAAGUACUGUCCAUUCUGCUAUAGUGAUAUAGCUGAAGUACUGUUGUUGUUGACUACCACUUCAUGUUUUGGCUCCACAGGUAGAGUUUUUGAGUGAGAGGUUAGACCUGCUAAAAGCACAACUACAAGGGAAGGAGGAUUCUGAGAAGGUAUGGUGGGAGGAAUGGAUCUAUUGAUCGAUAGAGGGAUAAGUUGAAGUACGGAAAGAUGGGAAAAUACUUAUGGUAUCAUUAUACUGAUGGAGGGACAGAUAAAUGGUUGAAAGUUAUCGUUGAACAGAGAAGUUGUUAUAUACCUCAAUUAUGGUGUGAAUAAAACGCCACCAACAGCAUACAACUUAGAAACUAUAGCAACUGGCAAGAUGCUUCUGGAUCAUAACCUCAUAAUGGAAUAUCAUGCAUUGUUCAGUGUUUCCUUUUUGGAACCUUUUGAAUGAACCACAGAAGGAACCAUGACAAGCUUCAAGUCUAUUUGGAGUAAUCCAUAGAGGAAAUGCUUUUUAAAAUCUAUGGACUGACCAUCUAGGCUCCGUCUGAUUAACCUUUGACCUUUUGCUCCAGGACUCUCUGGGGCAGGGCCAGAACCUGCGUGUGUGUCGGGAGGAGCUGCAGAGAACAACGCAAGAGCUCCAGAAGACGACGCAAGAGCUGCAGGACACACAGACUCGCUGCGAGAGCCUGAUAAGAGAGCUGGACAGCAUCACUCAACAUGCCAGGGAAAAGGUGAAACCUUCAUUUUGUUGCUGUUUAUAAAAGGUCAUGCCCAAUACAUCCAUGUAUUCUUACUGUUUAUCCAUAAUAACAAAGUGUGGUAUUUCUGUCAAUUCUUUUAUGGUCAGAUGAUGACCUUAACUGUGUUGUUGGGUCUCAUGUAGGAGGUGCAGGUGAGGAGUCUGGAGGAGAAGCUGUCUGCCAGGGAGGGCCGCUGGGUCCAGGGGGAGGCCAGACUGCAAGUCACCAUCUCCUCCCUACAGCAGGAGCUGGAGCAGGAGAGGGAACAGCACAGCAAGGAGGUACAACAGGGCCCAAGAACUGUGGAUGUCUCUGUAGUACAGCCUGUCUGUCUCUGUUUCAGUCACUGUCUCUGUCUGUCUCUGUUUCAGUCACUGUCUCUGUCUGUCUCUGUUUCAGUCACUGUCUCUGUCUGUCUCUGUUUCAGUCACUGUCUCUGUCUGUCCAUUUGUCUGUCUCUGUUUCAGUCACUGUCUCUGUCUCUGUAGUACAGCCUGUAUGUUUCAGUCACUGUCUCUGUUUCAGUCACUGUCUCUGUUUCAGUCACUGUCUCUGUUUCAGUCACUGUCUCUGUCUCUGUUUCAGUCACUGUCUCUGUCUCUGUUUCAGUCACUGUCUCUGUCUCUGUUUCAGUCACUGUCUGUCCAUUUGUCUGUCUCUGUUUCAGUCACUGUCUGUCCAUUUGUCUGUCUCUGUUUCAGUCACUGUCUCUGUAGUACAGCCUGUCUGUCUCUGUUUCAGUCACUGUCUCUGUUUCAGUCACUGUCUCUGUUUCAGUCACUGUCUCUGUCUGUCUCUGUUUCAGUCACUGUCACUGUCUCUGUCUGUCUCUGUUUCAGUCACUGUCACUGUCUCUGUCUGUCUCUGUUUCAGUCACUGUCUCUGUCUGUCUCUGUUUCAGUCACUGUCUCUGUCUGUCCAUUUGUCUUGUCUCUUUCUCUCACGCACACUCCAUCUUCCUCUUUCUCCAUUGUUCUUUGUUUCUGUCAUCCUCUACUGUAGGGGUAUUCUACCAGAGCCUGAUGUUUUUCUGUUCUACCUGAUAAUUAAUUGCACCCACCUGGUGUCUCAUGUCUAAAUCAGUCCCUGAUUAGAGGGGAAGAAUGGAAAAAAACACAGUGGAACUGGCUUCGAGAUCCAGAGUUGAGUUUGAGGGCUCUACUGUAUACAGUGGGGAAAAAAAGUAUUUAGUCAGCCACCAAUUGUGCAAGUUCUCCCACUUAAAAAGAUGAGAGAGGCCUGUAAUUUUCAUCAUAUGUCAACUAUGACAGACAAAAUGAGGAAAAAAAAUCCAGAAAAUCACAUUGUAGGAUUUUUAAUGAAUUUAUUUGCAAAUUAUGGUGGAAAAUAAGUAUUUGGUCAAUAACAAAAGUUUCUCAAUACUUUAUAUACCCUUUGUUGGCAAUGACACAGGUCAAAUGUUUUCUGUAAGUCUUCACAAGGUUUUCACACACUGUUGCUGGUAUUUUGGCCCAUUCCUCCAUGCAGAUCUCCUCUAGAGCAGUGAUGUUUUGGGGCUGUCGCUGGGCAACACAGACUUUCAACUCCCUCCAAAGAUUUUCUAUGGGGUUGAGAUCUGGAGACUGGCUAGGCCACUCCAGGACCUUGAAAUGCUUCUUACGAAGCCACUCCUUCUUUGCCCGGGCGGUGUGUUUGGGAUCAUUGUCAUGCUGAAAGACCCAGCCACGUUUCAUCUUCAAUGCCCUUGCUGAUGGAAGGAGGUUUUCACUCAAAAUCUCACGAUACAUGGCCCCAUUCAUUCUUUCCUUUACACGGAUCAGUCGUCCUGGUCCCUUUGCAGAAAAACAGCCCCAAAGCAUGAUGUUUCCACCCCCAUGCUUCACAGUAGGUGUUGUGUUCUUUGGAUGCAACUCAGCAUUCUUUGUCCUCCAAACACGACGAGUUGAGUUUUUACCAAAAAGUUACAUUUUGGUUUCAUCUGACCAUAUGACAUUCUCCCAAUCCUCUUCUGGAUCAUCCAAAUGCACUCUAGCAAACUUCAGACGGGCCUGGACAUGUACUGGCUUAAGCAGGGGGACACGUCUGGCACUGCAGGAUUUGAGUCCCUGGCGGCGUAGUGUGUUACUGAUGGUAGGCUUUGUUACUUUGGUCCCAGCUCUCUGCAGGUCAUUCACUAGGCCCCCCCGUGUGGUUCUGGGAUUUUUGCUCACCGUUCUUGUGAUCAUUUUGACCCCACGGGGUGAGAUCUUGCGUGGAGCCCCAGAUCGAGGGAGAUUAUCAGUGGUCUUGUAUGUCUUCCAUUUCCUAAUAAUUGCUCCCACAGUUGAUUUCUUCAAACCAAGCUGCUUACCUAUUGCAGAUUCAGUCUUCCCAGCCUGGUGCAGGUCUACAAUUUUGUUUCUGGUGUCCUUUGACAGCUCUUUGGUCUUGGCCAUAGUGGAGUUUGGAGUGUGACUGUUUGAGGUUGUGGACAGGUGUCUUUUAUACUGAUAACAAGUUCAAACAGGUGCCAUUAAUACAGGUAAUGAGUGGAGGACAGAGGAGCCUCUUAAAGAAGAAGUUACAGGUCUGUGAGAGCCAGAAAUCUUGCUUGUUUGUAGGUGACCAAAUACUUAUUUUCCACCAUAAUUUGCAAAUAAAUUCAUUAAAAAUCCUACAAUGUGAUUUUCUGGAUUUUUUUUCCUCAAUUUGUCUGUCAUAGUUGACGUGUACCUAUGAUGAAAAUUACAGGCCUCUCUCAUCUUUUUAAGUGGGAGAACAUGCACAAUUGGUGGCUGACUAAAUACAUUUUUCCCCCACUGUAUAUCACCUCAUCCAUGCUCUUGGAUCAAUCUCUUCCCCAGUUCCUCUUUCACUUCUUUGUUUCUCUUCAUUUCCCUAAUCACCUGUUAUUUUACACAUGUAAUAACUGCUGAAGUUCCUAGAGUACGCGCUGUAACUUCUCUCUCCUCCUUCCCCUUUCUCCAUUGCCCCUCCCUCAGCUUUGCUCCCUGCAGCAGACGCGGGGCCAGCUUCUGAAGGUGUCGGAGCAGAUGAGCUGCAGCCUGCGGAGCUCCCAGGAGCACCUGGCCUCCAGACUGCAGCAGAGCCAGCUGCAGCUAGAGCAGACCAGGGCCCAGGUGGCCCACCUGCAAGCCCAGCUCCACACCAACCAGACCAGCCUGCAGAGCGCCCGCGAGGCCCUGCUCAUCAAGGUAGAGUACAGGAGGACUGGGCUAGUGAAGUGUCCCCCCCCCCCACACCCUACUGGGCAUGAACAUAUACUCCAAUUUCAUUGUGCUGUCUUCCUCCAAGAUGGAGGACAUUUUAGAGAGGAAAUAAUUGCCUCAUCCUAUAAGGUAUUAAGAAAUGGUGAAGGAGUCAGGGCAGCCUCUAUUCAAAUGUGAUUAGGGUCCCCUGGGAAACACUGACCAACACUUUGGUUCCUAGAUUUAAAAAUCAAUUUUUCUGGCGCUCCUUAAUUUUAUUUGGUGCUAUUAACUUUUGGCCUAGCUGAUAGUUUUACCUCGUUGUCAGUAACCAGGUUUCCAUCCAACCAUUCCAUGUGGAUGAAUUACCUGAUGCAAAACUCACAACAGGCCUGAUGGAAACAAAAUUCCUAAUGUUGACAAAACAAAACACACUGGACAAGGGCGGAUAAUUGUUUUUUGUCUGGUGAAAUUGAUUAUGCGACAAUUGCGGUGGAAACACCUUUUAUGCACAAAUAUUUAUAUAAUAACCAUCAUAUCAAAAUAAACUUGGAGUCAUGCAAUGAUAUGUUACGUUGUAGGCCUACCACCAUGACGUAGAAAAGCAUUAAGUUUAUAGGCAGAUUUAAAUUAGUUAUGAUGAACUUUACAUGAUUCAGUGCACAGUGAUCAUGCACAUUUUCAUUAAAUAUCGAGGGUAGACUAUUAUUUGAAUGCUGGCGCUUGGCUGCCAAUUAUCAAAUCAAAUAAUCUUGCUAUAAUCCGUAUCUCAUCAUAUAACCUACCCCUUGUCUAUAGAGCAUGCCCCAAAACCAGAUUGGGCAAGUUUGCUAUUUAUCCCAACAGUUUUUGUGACAAAACCAUCGGUAGAGUUGAAAAUGUGAUGAAAGGUUGAACAUGGGGAAUUACGCAUAAAAGUGCUUUUAAUGUAACACACACAGCUUUUUAUCCGCAACAAGUCAGUUUGAUGGAAACACACCUCUGGUGGGAAAAUAAAACCUAGCUACUGAAUGACUGACUCUUCUCAUCCCUUCCUACAGGAGUCAGAAGUCACCCGCCUACAGGCCAGAAUUUCCAGUCUGGAGAGAGCUACAGAGCUGCACCAUGCCACAUUCCACCUUCACCCAGAGAUCACCCUGCCCUCAUCCCCUCCACCCCCUCACACACACCACCAUUCUCCCCCACACACUCACUCAUGCACCCACUCUCCUCAUAAACACACCCGCUCCUCCCCACCCACACACACCCACACCCCUCACAAACUCUCCCAUCACUCUCCACCACCCACUCACUCUCACACCCGUUCCCCUCCAUCCCCACACAUACAACACUACUCCCCUCCUCGCCCGCCCCAAACCCACACUCCAGACUGGCCCGUGGAGGGCAGCAGUGUGGACUCCUCCCUUGAUCUCCCUCAGAACCUGAAGGCCACGUUACGGGAAGCCCUGGGUCAACACCUCCCCUGGGACACCUCCUUUCUGUCCCCCACCCCUUACCAGCCUGACCACAGCUGGCAGGGCCUCAGCCGCCUGGAGGACCGCCUCUGCCUCAGACCUCUCCUUCAACCCCCUCACCUACAUGGUGGACAAAAUGUCGGAGGAGAGGGAGGAGAAGGAGGGGAGAGACCCAGAAAGAGAGUCCCUCCUCAGGCAGGAGACCCAGGAGGAGAUGGACAUGAGCUCCCUGACGGGCAUGCUGAGGUUUGUCAACCAGACACUGGCCCUGCAGGAGGACCCAUCCCUCUGGGGCUCCACGGGCCUCUCAGAGACUGAGCACACCCUCACACUGCAGGUAAGCAUGAGCAACUCUCUCUGGGGUACAAAGGAUGAAAUGAGGUCAUAGCUGUAGUUUUAGCAUUGGUAAUUGUGAUGAUUGAUGAAAUGGUUAGUGCAGUAUGAAAAUGUAUGCACUCACUAACUGUAAGUCGCUCUGAAUAAGAGUGUCUGCUAAAUGACUAAAAUGUAAAUGUAAAUGCUUGUUUAAUUACUUUUGUAUAGGUAGUUGAGAGCUGGCCGACACUCUAACAAAGAAAACGUUGAAAACAGACAGAAAACUGUGGCUAACCUUACACACACACACAAGGAUCUCUCAAAUAAUGACACACCUGCUGUUAAAAUAGUUCCUUCAAUAAUUAGGUCAGAGGGACCACACCUUUAUUCAAACAUCCACUCAAAGAAAGGGGCCUCCCGAGUGGCGCAGCGGUCUAAGGCACUGCAUCGCAGUGUUGCGGCGUCACUACAGCCUGGGGUUCGAUCAUUACCGGCCGUGUGUCAUUACCGGCCGUGACCGGGAGUCCCAUAGGGCGGCGCACAAUUGGCCCAGCAUCGUCCGGGUUAGGGGAGGGCCGGGCGCCUGCAGGCUGACUUUGGUCGUCAGUUGAACGGUGUUUCCUCAUUGGUGCAGCUGGCUUCCGGGUUAAGCGGGUGGGUGUUAAUUGGUGUUAACAUUUCAAUCUUUUUUACUUAUUCUUUGAUCGUUUUUUUUUUUUUACUGCUCAACCCUUAUGGUGGGUCGCGACUCAAGACACCUCAAUUGGUGGGUCACAAAGCAAAAAGGUUUGGGAACCCCUGCCCUAUGUUUCCACUAAUAAAAUUCUGCGUAAUUGACAUUGCAGCUAUAGUAUUAAUUGCAUGGAAUGAGGAAUGGUUGAAAUGAAAGGGAUUCUGCAAACAACUUGGUUUAUCCGAUAAAUAAGCAAUAAAUACAUUAACUAAACAAUAUCCUUGUAGUGAAGAGCUCACUCCUUCACAGUAGUAUAGGAAUGCUGUCCUACGUCUACGCUCUAAACAACAGAAUAUCUGCUCCUAGUGACACAAUGGACACCUCUGUUAUUUCACUAAUCCAUAUCUGUGUUUCAUUUUCAGGGGGACCUUAAAGAUGGUGGAUGCUGUUCUACGGGGAACGUAUAA